Molecule: messenger RNA, 779 nt
Organism: Micromonas pusilla CCMP1545
Lineage: Eukaryota; Viridiplantae; Chlorophyta; Mamiellophyceae; Mamiellales; Mamiellaceae
Exons: 1
Coding region: 1-675 (224 amino acids)
Biological process (GO): cytokinin biosynthetic process
Cellular component (GO): cytosol
Molecular function (GO): hydrolase activity, hydrolyzing N-glycosyl compounds
Source: RefSeq, a predicted model, not a curated record
AUGACGACCUCCCCGCGCGGCGAGGCCCCGGCCGCCGCCGCCGCCGCCGCCCCCGCCGCCGCCCACUUCGCGUCCGUGUGCGUCUACUGCGGCUCGAGCGCGGGGGAUCGCCCCGAGUUCGCGGACGCCGCGAGAUCGCUCGGCGCGGAGCUCGCAUCGCGAGGAUCGCGGCUCGUGUACGGCGGCGGGAGCGUCGGUUUAAUGGGCGCGGUGUCCACGACCGCGCACGCGAACGGCGGCCGCGUCCUCGGCGUCAUCCCCGUCGCGCUCGAGCCCGUGGAAGUCUCCGGCGGGAGCGUCGGAGAGGUGAUGGUCGUCGAGGACAUGCACGAGAGGAAGGCGGCGAUGGCGGCGGCGUCCGACGCGUUCAUCGCGAUGCCCGGCGGCUUCGGGACGUUAGAGGAGCUCUUAGAGAUGAUCACGUGGCAGCAGCUGGGGUAUCACGCGAAGCCCGUGGGGGUGCUGAACGUCGCCGGGUACUUCGACCUGUUCCUGAAGUUUCUGGACGAGUCGACGGCGCGCGGGUUCAUUCGACGCGAGGCGCGAGCCAUCGUCGUCGUCGGGGACACGCCCGCGGAGCUUCUGGAUAAGUUGGAAACGUACGCGCCGCCGCGGUCGCUGAUAGAGUCGCUGGCGAAGGAAAACGGCGGUGGGGGGGGCGACGCGAAGAAGUGAGGUAGGCACGCGAGGGAGCGACGACGAGAGGGGGAGGCGCGGCGAGGGCGUCGCGGCGCGUUGAGUUAAUAAUUUAUCAUCGGAAGCGGUCGACGUCGACGAAA